CACAUAAAAGGGAAGCAUCGCCUUUGCCCUCGCUUCCCAUUAAGGAUUGGCAACUUUGUUGAGCAGGGGUACCUGAAACUGACAGGUACCCGCUCCCCACUUUCGCAGCAAUCACCUAGGCUUUCAGAAGUGGAAGUUGUCCUCCCUCCCCAUUGUCUUCUGGGACACGUGACAGGUCCCAGAAGCCUACAGGACCAUUCACAAAGCGCAGCGCUUCUCGCGCAUGCGCAGUGGGCACCCGGCUGUGAAGCCGCAAGCUGUCACAGCCGGGUGCCCACACUGAAGAUGCCGGGGAGAGAAGAUGGCUGGUGAAACCAGCCAUAGUGAGGACGACACUGCGG
Molecule: messenger RNA, 341 nt
Organism: Staurois parvus
Lineage: Eukaryota; Metazoa; Chordata; Amphibia; Anura; Ranidae
Source: the annotation of a GenBank genome assembly